Molecule: messenger RNA, 550 nt
Organism: Musa acuminata subsp. malaccensis (wild Malaysian banana)
Lineage: Eukaryota; Viridiplantae; Streptophyta; Magnoliopsida; Zingiberales; Musaceae
Biological process (GO): cell fate determination
Source: RefSeq, a predicted model, not a curated record
AACCUGUAGCCUACAGCCAAGUAACAGGAGGAAAGCAUGGCAAACUCCCUCGGACUCUUCUUUGCCCUUCUUCUUCUUUGCAUCGUUCACAGAGGCCUGGGAGCAACGUGCGGUGUGUCCGACAUAGCCAUUCGACAGAGGAAGACCGGAGCGACCGUGGAAGGGAAACCGGAGUACCAGGUUUUGGUGAGCAACGAGUGCAGGUGCCCGCAGUCCAAGGUGGUGCUGCGGUGCUACGGCCUCAGCAGCGUCGAAGCCGUCAACCGCCGCGCCAUCAGAGCGGUGGACGAGGAGAGGUGCAUCGUCGCCGACGGGCGGCCGGUAACCCAGGGUACUCCUGUAAAGUUCAAGUACGCAUGGAUGACGCCUCAAGACUUCCCUGUGGUCAGCACUCUCAUCCACUGCCACUAAGGGCUGGAACGAGGUUUUCUAGCUUCCGUCUCUUUCUGAUCAUGGGAAGAAUGAUCUCCUUUUCCUAUCGAGUUGGAUGUCCAACGUAGUUAAAUCCAAGAAUAAAACAUCGUCUCUCUAUAGCUACAGGAAGCUUAAA